Molecule: messenger RNA, 1077 nt
Organism: Debaryomyces hansenii CBS767
Lineage: Eukaryota; Fungi; Ascomycota; Pichiomycetes; Serinales; Debaryomycetaceae
Exons: 1
Coding region: 1-1077 (358 amino acids)
Cellular component (GO): cytoplasm
Source: RefSeq, a predicted model, not a curated record
AUGAAGAUUAUAACAGAAGAUAACGUAGUGAAAUACUUCAAUUCCACUCUUAGCAGGGAUACUAUUAUUAAUAAAUUCCAAGCUACUUUAUUAAAAGGACUUGUUAACUAUGAAAAGGAUCCUUCAAAUAUAGUACCUCCAAGAACAGUCCAGACAUCCAACACUGAGAACUCAGAUACAACCCAUUUGUUUAUGCCAUGCAUAGCACCCAAUGAAGUUGGAAUCAAACUUAUUUCAGGUGGGCCAAGUAAUUCGAAGAAUGGCUUAGGUUUCCAGGGAUGCAUUUUAGUAUUGGAUGAAUAUACGGGAUCACUUCAAGGAGUUUUGAAUGCCAAGUCUAUCACAGCAUUCAGAACAGCAUUGGCAAGUACCAUACCAUUGGUCAAAGUUCUUGAUCCGUAUGACAAUAAUGCCCAUGUUUCGAGUAUUUCGGUAUUUGGUGUGGGGUUGCAGGCGUACUGGCAUAUCAAACUUGCACUUAUUCUAUACCAAGAUCAGAUUCACCACGUCAAUAUAAUCAAUAGAACCUUAAAGAAUGCCCAGGAAUUAGCCAACAAACUUUUCAUGGAGUUCCCUAAUGUGGCGUUCGAAGCUUAUCUGUAUUCUGAGGAAGAUCAAUUGGCAAGUAUUAAAAAGCAAGUUUCUGGCAGCUCAAUUAUCUUUGGGUGCUCUCCAUCUACAGACGGUGUUAUUAAGGCAGAUUACAUAAACCAGGACCCAAAUAUGAAGAAAUUCAUCUCGUUGAUUGGUUCGUACAAGCCACACAUGAUCGAGUUAGAUUUAGACUUCAUUGUGCCUCAGUACAAGGAGGCAGCCUCGAAACCCAAGAUCCUUGUCGAUUCAAAAGAGCAUACCUUACACGAGGCCGGUGAGUUGAUACAAAGUGGUAUUCAUGAAGAUCAGCUAAUCGAAUUAACUGACUUUUGUAAUUCACAGAUGGACCCCCGUGAGUACACCACCGCCAGCAAUGUGGUUGUCCUGAAAUUGGUAGGUUUAUCUGUCAUGGAUUUGUCGAUUGCCAAAGUAAUCAUCGAAGAUAUAGAGGACUCCCAGAGUAUCACCGUAGCCGAUUUCUAA